This is a messenger RNA of Hemicordylus capensis (graceful crag lizard), 2454 nucleotides long. RefSeq names its product heat shock protein family A (Hsp70) member 5 (gene HSPA5). Gene Ontology annotation, molecular function: misfolded protein binding; ATP hydrolysis activity; ATP binding. Gene Ontology annotation, biological process: protein refolding; cellular response to unfolded protein; endoplasmic reticulum unfolded protein response. The transcript has 9 exons. The record is from RefSeq and is a predicted model, not a curated record. Lineage: Eukaryota; Metazoa; Chordata; Lepidosauria; Squamata; Cordylidae. The coding region runs from base 199 to 2160 and encodes 653 amino acids. Gene Ontology annotation, cellular component: endoplasmic reticulum lumen; membrane; cytoplasm.
AUCCACGCAAGGCUGCGGGAAGGUAUAUAAAGGCGGAGGGCGCCGUGGGCCCGAGCACGGGAUUCAGAGCAAAUCGAGGGGAGGAUUGUGUGAGAGCCGACUCGGUGGCCCGCCUGCAGACGCCGAUCGUGUGUACGGGCGUUGCGUGUUAAGAGAGGAGUUUUUCAGCAGGAGUGCACAACAUACCACAAGGGCAGCAUGAAGUUUGUGCUCUUCUCUCUGCUGCUUAUUGGCAGCGUGUUCGCCAAUGACGAUGACAAGAAGGAAGAUGUCGGGACAGUAGUUGGCAUAGAUUUGGGGACCACAUACUCAUGUGUUGGAGUCUUCAAGAACGGGCGUGUGGAAAUCAUUGCCAAUGACCAGGGUAACAGAAUUACGCCCUCCUAUGUGGCCUUCACGCCAGAAGGAGAGCGUCUGAUUGGCGACGCGGCAAAGAACCAGCUGACCUCCAACCCAGAGAACACUGUUUUUGAUGCCAAGCGCCUGAUUGGCCGAACAUGGAACGAUCCUUCUGUGCAGCAGGAUAUCAAAUACCUGCCUUUCAAGGUUCUUGAAAAGAAGGCUAAGCCCCAUAUUCAGGUUGACAUUGGUGGAGGGCAGAUGAAAACGUUUGCCCCAGAGGAAAUUUCAGCAAUGGUUUUGACCAAGAUGAAGGAGACUGCUGAGGCUUAUUUGGGAAAGAAGGUGACUCAUGCUGUUGUCACGGUGCCAGCCUACUUCAACGAUGCUCAGCGCCAGGCCACAAAGGAUGCUGGUACUAUUGCUGGAUUGAAUGUUAUGAGGAUCAUCAAUGAACCAACUGCUGCUGCCAUUGCUUACGGUCUGGACAAGAGAGAGGGCGAGAAGAACAUCCUGGUUUUCGACCUGGGUGGCGGCACCUUUGACGUCUCCCUCCUCACCAUCGAUAAUGGUGUCUUUGAAGUUGUGGCCACCAAUGGCGACACUCACCUGGGCGGGGAAGACUUUGACCAGCGGGUCAUGGAGCACUUCAUCAAACUCUACAAGAAGAAGACUGGGAAGGAUGUCCGGAAGGACAACAGAGCCGUUCAGAAGCUGAGGCGAGAGGUUGAGAAGGCAAAGAGGGCCCUUUCCUCUCAGCACCAGUCCAGGAUUGAGAUUGAAUCCUUCUUUGAGGGAGAGGACUUCUCCGAGACCUUGACCAGGGCAAAGUUUGAAGAACUCAACAUGGAUCUCUUCCGUUCCACCAUGAAGCCUGUGCAGAAAGUCCUAGAGGACGCUGACCUUAAGAAGUCGGACAUUGAUGAAAUUGUGCUUGUCGGUGGCUCCACCCGAAUCCCCAAAAUCCAGCAGCUUGUGAAAGAAUUUUUCAACGGCAAGGAGCCCUCUCGGGGCAUCAAUCCCGAUGAAGCCGUCGCUUACGGUGCCGCUGUCCAGGCUGGCGUGCUCUCUGGGGAUCAGGACACUGGUGAUCUGGUCCUUCUGGACGUCUGUCCCCUAACUCUGGGCAUUGAGACUGUGGGUGGAGUUAUGACCAAGCUCAUUCCAAGGAACACUGUCGUUCCCACCAAGAAAUCCCAGAUCUUCUCCACUGCUUCAGACAACCAGCCAACUGUGACGAUUAAGGUCUAUGAAGGAGAACGUCCACUCACAAAGGAUAACCAUCUGCUGGGGACCUUCGACCUGACUGGCAUCCCUCCUGCUCCACGGGGCGUCCCCCAGAUCGAGGUUACCUUUGAAAUCGACGUGAACGGGAUCCUCCGUGUUACUGCCGAGGACAAGGGCACAGGCAACAAGAACAAAAUCACCAUCACCAACGACCAGAAUCGGCUGACCCCAGAAGAGAUCGAACGGAUGGUCACCGAUGCAGAGAAAUUUGCAGAGGAGGACAAGAAGCUGAAAGAACGGAUUGAUGCCAGGAAUGAAUUGGAAAGCUAUGCCUAUUCGCUGAAAAACCAGAUCGGGGAUAAGGAAAAGCUGGGCGGGAAGCUGUCUUCGGAAGACAAAGAUACCAUAGAGAAGGCCGUGGAAGAAAAGAUAGAAUGGCUGGAGAGUCACCAGGAUGCCGACAUUGAAGACUUCAAAGCACAAAAGAAGGAACUGGAAGAGGUGGUCCAGCCCAUUGUGGGCAAGUUGUACGGGAGUGCUGGUCCUCCCCCUGGUGAAGAAGAAGAAGCAGCGGGAGAGAAAGAAGAGUUGUAGGCCUGUCUCCUGAAUGUUGACACUGUAAAUAUUGGACUUGGAACUUUUGCUAAACUUAUUGAACUUUAGAUCUGGAAUGUGAUCGGAAUCUUCACUUGUGUGGAGUUGGAAAUGCUAGCCCAAAGUGGCUGUUUACUGCUUUUCAUUAGCAGUUGCUAAAUGUUUGGGGUUGGGGGUGGGGUGGAGAAACGUUUGCCUUGAAACCAUUCUAUUUAACAAGUGGGUCAGUAUGUGUUCUGUGGAGAACUUUUCUACCCUCUAAGUGACGACAAUAAAUUUGUUACUCACACUGGA